Molecule: messenger RNA, 1448 nt
Organism: Kickxella alabastrina
Lineage: Eukaryota; Fungi; Kickxellomycota; Kickxellomycetes; Kickxellales; Kickxellaceae
Product: mitochondrial carrier domain-containing protein
Exons: 4
Coding region: 370-1383 (337 amino acids)
Biological process (GO): iron import into the mitochondrion
Cellular component (GO): mitochondrial membrane
Molecular function (GO): ferrous iron transmembrane transporter activity
Source: RefSeq, a predicted model, not a curated record
UUUUUAUUCAGCAGCGGGCGGGGUUGUGCAAAAAGGAUUUUCACUCAAAAAAGCGAUUUCAUAGUUGAAUAUAUAUAGCCUUGGCGAUAAACGGAGACGGCGGAUUUUUUUGUCAUCAACCAUAGCUCGUUUUAAAUACCGGAAUAUUAUUAUUCCUUUUCUCGAACAGAUAAAGGCUACUUUUUUUUGCUAGUGAGGAAAAAAUUUCACUUUCAACUAGUUCGCUUUCCCCCCUCUUCUUCUCAUUCAGGUCUUAAAAUACUCACCCUUGUUUCUCUAAAACCAUCCCCCACACCUUCUUUUUUCCCUGCUCUUUUCAAAGGAACAACUGAAUUUAACUUUUUCUUUCUUUUCUUUCAUAACAUACAUAUGGCCUCAGUUGCUUCCUCUUCUACCUCUGUAUCUUCAACUGUAAAUAUGCCACUCACACAGACCAAGGAGGCCGCUAUUUCGGCGACAACACAGUAUAGCUCGGCGCCUGUUGUGGAUAUGGAGUACGACUACGAGGAGUUGCCAGAGACAUCGCCACUGACCAUGCACUUGAUUGCUGGAGCCGCCGCCGGAAUAAUGGAGCACUCUGUCAUGUACCCGUUUGACAUUGUCAAGACUCGGAUGCAGGUGGUCGGAUCUCCGUCGUCGAUGGUGUAUAGCGGUAUCACACAUGCGUUCAAGGUUAUCACAACGACCGAAGGAGUGCGGUCGCUGUGGCGGGGCGUUAUGUCGGUGGUGUUGGGCGCUGGCCCUGCCCAUGCCGUCUACUUUGCCACGUAUGAGCAUACCAAAAAGGCAUUCACUACGGCAGCUGGAGGCAACGCCAAUGCAUUGGCAGCAGGUGCGGCCGGUGGUGUGGCAACGAUCAUCAGCGACGCGCUGAUGAACCCAUUCGACGUGAUCAAGCAGCGCAUGCAGCUGGCGGGCACAGGGUACAAAAACAUUAUCGACUGCACAACAAAAGUAUUCCACAAUGAGGGUCUGCGGGCCUUCUAUGUCUCAUACCCGACGACUCUGAUGAUGAACAUGCCGUUCCAGACGAUACAAUUCGGAUGCUACGACCUGUUCCGCCGGACGCUCAACCCAUCGGGCACAUACUCACCGACCACCCACGUUAUGGCCGGUGGUCUGGCCGGCGCCAUGGCGGCUGCGCUGACUACGCCGAUCGAUUGCUGCAAAACGCUGCUGCAGACUAGGGGCGCCUCCUCGGAUCCCGAAGUGCGUGCGGCGAGCUCUAUGGCGACGUCGGCGAGGAUUAUCUAUAGAAACCAGGGCUUAAGGGCUUCUGGCGCGGUAGUUAUCGCCAAUAUGCCCGCUACUGCUAUUAGCUGGACCACAUACGAGUACUUCAAGUGGAUGAUCGCUCGGCGAGAUGGCAGGCGCAACGAGUGAACGUCGUGGAGUUGCGUAUAUAUCCCCCCUUAGAAGAAACCAAAAUAUUUUUUGAUUGAACAAAC